AAGAGCCGCUGUCCGGGGCUUUGGGCCAUGUGGGGAAACUGAGGCGAGACUGGACAGACCGAAUACCCGCGUGGGAGUCCGGCGGGGCUGGCCGGCCGCCUGGAGAGGGCGGAAACAAGGGCGCCUCCGGAACGCCCCAGAAGUAUGACCCCACCUUCAAAGGACCCAUUUACAACAGGGGCUGUACGGACAUCAUUUGCUGCGUGUUCCUCCUCCUGGCCAUUGUGGGCUAUGUGGCGGUGGGCAUCAUAGCUUGGACCCAUGGGGACCCUCGCAAGGUGAUCUACCCCACGGAUAGCCGAGGCGAGUUCUGCGGGCAGAAGGGCACAAAGAAUGCGAACAAACCCUACCUGUUUUAUUUCAACAUUGUGAAGUGUGCCAGCCCCCUGGUGCUGCUGGAAUUCCAGUGUCCCACCCCCCAGAUCUGCGUGGAGAAGUGCCCCGACCGCUACCUCACCUAUCUGAAUGCCCGCAACUCCCGGGACUUUGAGUACUAUAAGCAGUUCUGUGUUCCUGGCUUCCAGAACAAUAAGGGUGUGGCCGAGGUCCUCCGGGAUGGCGACUGCCCGGCUGUCCUCACACCUAGCAAGCCCCUGGCCCGGCGAUGCUUCCCAGCCAUCCACGCCCACAAGGGAGUCCUCAUGGUUGGCAACGAGACGACCUACGAAGAUGGGCACGGCUCUCGGAAGAACAUUACGGAGCUGGUGGAGGGUGCCAAGAAAGCCAACGGGGUCUUGGAGGCACGCCAGCUAGCCAUGCGGAUAUUUGAGGAUUACACUGUCUCCUGGUAUUGGAUCGUCAUAGGCCUGGUCAUUGCCAUGGUGAUGAGCCUCCUGUUCAUCAUCCUGCUCCGCUUCCUGGCUGGCAUCAUGGUGUGGGUGAUGAUCGUCAUGGUAAUCCUGGUGCUAGGAUACGGAAUAUUUCACUGCUACAUGGAGUAUUCCCGACUGCGUGGUGAGGCCGGCUCUGACGUCUCUCUGGUGGACCUUGGCUUUCAGACGGAUUUCCGGGUAUACCUGCACUUACAGCAGACCUGGAUGGCCUUCAUGGUCAUUCUGAGCAUCCUCGAAGUGAUCAUCAUCUUGCUGCUUAUCUUUCUCCGAAAGAGAAUUCUCAUCGCGAUCGCUCUCAUCAAAGAAGCCAGCAGGGCUGUGGGAUAUGUCAUGUGCUCCAUGCUCUAUCCAUUGGUCACCUUCUUCCUGCUGUGCCUCUGCAUCGCCUACUGGGCCAGCACGGCCGUCUUCCUGUCCACUUCCAACGAAGCUGUCUAUAAGAUCUUUGAUGAUCCUGCCUGCCCGCUUGUUGGGAAAACCUGCAAUCCUGAGACCUUCCCCUCCUCCAAUGAAUCUCGCCUGUGCCCCAACGCCCGCUGCCAGUUCGCCUUCUACGGUGGCGAGUCAGGCUACCACCGGGCGCUGCUGGGCCUGCAGAUCUUCAAUGUCUUCAUGUUCUUCUGGCUGGCCAACUUCGUGCUGGCGCUGGGGCAGGUCACACUGGCCGGGGCCUUUGCCUCCUACUACUGGGCCCUGCGCAAGCCGGACGACCUGCCUGCUUUCCCGCUCUUCUCGGCCUUCAGCCGGGCGCUCAGGUACCACACGGGCUCCCUGGCCUUUGGCGCCCUCAUCCUGGCCAUCGUGCAGACCAUCCGAGUGAUGCUCGAGUACUUGGAUCAGCGCCUAAAAGCUGCAGAGAACAAAUUUGCCAAGUUCCUCAUGAUCUGUCUCAAAUGCUGCUUCUGGUGCUUGGAGAAGUUCAUUAAAUUCCUCAACAGAAAUGCCUACAUCAUGAUCGCCAUCUACGGCACCAACUUUUGCACGUCGGCCAGGAACGCUUUUUUCCUACUCAUGAGAAACAUCAUCAGAGUGGCUGUUCUGGACAAAGUUACCGACUUCCUCUUCCUGUUGGGCAAACUUCUGAUUGUGGGUAGUGUGGGGAUCCUGGCUUUUUUCUUCUUCACCCACCGCAUUAGGAUCGUGCAGGAUACAGCACCACCCCUCAAUUAUUACUGGGUCCCUAUAUUGGUAUGGACCUCUGG
Messenger RNA from Carlito syrichta (Philippine tarsier), 2035 nucleotides. RefSeq names its product solute carrier family 44 member 2 (gene SLC44A2). Gene Ontology annotation, cellular component: membrane. The record is from RefSeq and is a predicted model, not a curated record. Gene Ontology annotation, molecular function: choline transmembrane transporter activity. The transcript has 20 exons. Gene Ontology annotation, biological process: transmembrane transport; choline transport. The annotation marks the transcript as partial. Lineage: Eukaryota; Metazoa; Chordata; Mammalia; Primates; Tarsiidae.